Messenger RNA from Coprinopsis cinerea okayama7#130, 624 nucleotides. RefSeq names its product binding protein. Gene Ontology annotation, biological process: endoplasmic reticulum membrane organization. The transcript has 3 exons. The record is from RefSeq and is a predicted model, not a curated record. Gene Ontology annotation, cellular component: plasma membrane; endoplasmic reticulum membrane. Gene Ontology annotation, molecular function: FFAT motif binding. Bases 1 to 624 code for a protein of 207 amino acids. Lineage: Eukaryota; Fungi; Basidiomycota; Agaricomycetes; Agaricales; Psathyrellaceae.
AUGGCUGGCAUCAGCUGGCAUCCCCUCCAGACUCCCGACUGUGUUAAGCGCCCACCUUCCGCCUUGUUUCCGAGGGAAAUUUUGGCUGAACUAUACCAUGUGUUCUCCCUACGCCUCGUUGCCAGGAACCCUCCUUCCAGCGCUACAUCUCCUCGGUUCAUUACUGGCCCUCCAGAGCCAAAGUCCCCGCCGCCCACUUCGGAGCCAGCAGUAUCAUCGUCAUCGAUGGGCCUCUCCUUCGACCCAGUCCACCUUCUCGGAUUCAAGAAGCCCUUUACCGUGACCAGCCGUUGCAACUUGGCCAUCACUAAUCCCAACGCCCAACCAUUCGUCUUUAAAGUGAAAACGACCCACCCAGACACGUACUUUGUCAUACCGUGCACAGGGCGGGUAGAUCCCGGAAAGACGAUCAGCCUGACGUUCUCCCAAGCGUCGUUGAAACAGGAACCGCCCGAGGAUGCAAGGUGCAAGGCGAAGUUUCUGAUACUUCACACUGUUCUUACUCCAGAAAUGGAGAAGCUAUGGGCCACUGGCAGGUUUUGGAAGAGUGCUCCUGAAGGAAUUUGCAUAUCAGAGCACAUGUUGCGAGCGAUGUGGCCCGUUCCUACUCCUGGGGCUUGGUAA